AUGGGGCAUCAGGUGAUAAUAUUUGACUUUUCUCUCAUAAGAGGACUGUGGGAAACUCGAGUUAAGAGGAGCAAAGAACGUCAGAGGAAAGAGAAAGAAAGAUUAGAAAAAAGCUCACUGGAGAAGAUAAAGCAGUUUCAGGAAUGGAAUUUCAUACUAGAAUGCCGGAAGAAGGGCAUUCCUCAAUCAAAGUACCUUAAGAAUGGUUUUGUAGACACUGAUGAGAAGAUCUUGGACGCUUAUGGAAAGACUCCUCAGCGCCAGAAGAGGCAUGCUUUGUCAGAUGAAGUAAAUAAGGAAGAAAGCAAGUUUGUUUUAAAGCUUUCUGGAGAGCAGUGGACGGAAUUCCCAGAUUCUCUAAAAGAACAGAUUUAUCUGAAAGAAUGGCAUGUGUACAAUACAUUGAUACAAACAAUUCCAACCUACAUUGCAUUAUUUCAAGAUUUGAGGGUACUGGAGUUGUCAAAAAAUCAAAUCAGUCAUCUCCCAGUGGAAAUUGGCUGCUUAAAAAACCUGAAAGUGCUCAAUGUGAGCUUCAAUAAUUUAAAGUCAGUCCCUCCAGAAUUGGGUGAUUGUGAGAAUCUGGAAAAACUGGAUUUGUCUGGAAAUAUGGAAAUAACAGAGCUUCCAUUUGAACUAAGUAACCUGAAACAAGUCACAGUUGUGGAUGUGUCAGCAAACAAGUUCCAUUCUAUUCCAAUUUGUGUACUCCGGAUGUCUAAUUUGCAGUGGCUGGAUAUUAGCAGCAACAACCUGAAAGAUCUCCCAGAAGACAUAGACAGGUUAGAUCAACUACAGACACUUCUCCUACAGAAAAACAAGUUGACGUAUCUUCCACGAGCUCUAGUCAAUAUGCCAAAGCUCAGUUUGCUAGUUGUCAGUGGUGAUGACCUGGUGGAGAUACCCACAGCAGUCUGUGAGUCAACCACAGGUUUAAAAUUCAUAAGUCUCAAGGACAGCCCAGUUGAAACCAUUGUAUGCAAAGACACUGAAGAAAUUAUAGAAAGUGAACGUGAACGGGAGCAAUCUGAGAAAGAUUUUAUGAAAGCAUACAUUGAAGACCUAAAGGAAAGGGAUUCUACUCCUUCCUACACUACGAAAGUGUUACUCAGUCUUCAACUCUGA
This is a messenger RNA of Apaloderma vittatum (bar-tailed trogon), 1125 nucleotides long. RefSeq names its product leucine rich repeat containing 2 (gene LRRC2). Gene Ontology annotation, molecular function: protein binding. The coding region runs from base 1 to 1125 and encodes 374 amino acids. The record is from RefSeq and is a predicted model, not a curated record. Lineage: Eukaryota; Metazoa; Chordata; Aves; Trogoniformes; Trogonidae. The transcript has 8 exons.